CACUACGGACGGUUUGAUCGUCGCACAAGGAGGAAACGUGUAUGGACGACAUUGUAGGCGUUUGUGAAGAGCAAUCAUGUAUAGAAUACUACUAUUGUCCGUCUGUCCGGUUAGAAAUCGUGCAUUACAUGUGUACAUCCGCGAGGCAUGUUUAAGGUCGUCGAAAUGUGAUAUGGUUUCACUCCCCAUUUGCAGAGCUACGAAUGGAGGGGUCUUCAAUGCAUUUGGCACAAGCUCUGUCAUCCACUGUGAAAAGAAAGAGGGGCCACUCCCUCCCAAGGAAGAAAAUAGUGCAUUGAAGGAUGGUGAGCAGAAGGUAGCAGUAAAGAUGGUUGGAGAGAAGGUCAUAGAGCUACAAGAUUAUGUAAAAAUGGUAGCAGAACAGAGCGAGCAGAGAGUAGGGGUGAAAAUGGAGGGAGUAACAGAGAGCGUCAAAAUUGAAGAAAUUCUUAUACAAACAGAAGAGGUUGAGAAAAAACUAGAAUCAAAGGUGGAGGCAGCAAAGGCGAGUGAAAAAAUCAAAGAAAUAAUCCAGAUUAAAACAGUGGUUGAGCCAAUUCUCGAGGUAAGAAUGGAGGCUGUAAAGGAGAGCAAAAUAGAGGAAAUUCCAGUUAAGAUGGAUAGUGAGAAAAUGGAAGAAAUCCAGACAGCGCUUUUGCCCAUUCCAGAAGUAAAGCUGGAGGAUGUAAAGGAGAGUGAGGAAAUGAAUGAAAUCAUGUCAGCCAGUAAAACAGAGGAGGUUAAACAAAAGCUAGAAGUAACAAUGGCGGUAGUAAAGGAGGGUGAAACAAUUGUUGAGAUCCAGGUUAAAACAGAAGAGGUUGUAGAUGUAAAGAAAGAGGGAGACAAAGUUGUAGAGGAGCAUAUGUUAAAGGUCAAUAAGGAGGAACAACAGACAGAAACCCCCCCCAAGGAUGAAAUUCAGCCUGUGAAGGGUGGGAAGGAGAGUCUGCUGGACCUCUUGGGGGCCAUGAAGGUCGAGGUGACCAACAAAAGGAAGUUUAAGGCCUUAAAGGUGCAGAGGACCUCUGAGACUGCUGCCAGGCCCAUGCCAGCAGCUAUGGAGAGCACCACCAGUAUGUUCCAGGAGGCCACUGGCAUGGCUGACGUACCAGCACCUGCCCCAAGUGCGACACUGAGCCCUGAGCUGGUUGCUGCUGUCUCUGCUGCUGCAGCUACUUUACCUGACCAAAGCCAGGCUGAGUCAGAGCUGCUGAAGAAGCUGAGGCAACAUGAAGCGAUCGGAGAGGCACAGAAGAACGGGGACGUCAACAACAUUGGGGUUAUCAUUGCUGACAUGAAGGUGGGGAAGAAGUUCAACGGCAGGCAGAACGCCCGGCCGGCCAAUCAGAUCCGCUUUGAUGAAGAUGGGAGGGGCUACACCCAUGAUAGAGGCAUCACUGCAGAGUUGGAUGGUGGAUUACGGAGGAGGAGAAGUCUAUUUUCAGGGAAAAGACUGAACAUCUUCACCCCGAGCACUGAACCGGAGGCAGACACAGAUGUAGCUGUUCCGACCCUAUGGGACAUGGAGUUAGCCAAUCAAGUGGCCCUGUCAACCAAUCAAAUGCCUCGUAAUGGCUUUGAGGAGAUGAUCCAGUGGACCAAAGAGGGCAGGCUGUGGCAAUAUCCAAUUAACAAUGAGGCUGGUCUUGAGGUGGAGGCCCAGGUGCCCUUCCAUGAGCACGUGUUCCUGGAGAAACACCUGGAGGAAGGCUUCCCACACCAGGGACCUGUCAGACACUUCAUGGAGCUGGUGGUCUCAGGCCUGGCUAAAAAUCCCUACUACACAAUACAGCAGAAGAGAGAACAUAUAGCCUGGUUCAGGGACUACUUUCAGCAGAAAGAGGAGGUCCUCAAGGAGGCAGAGGUUUACCUCAACUGAACUGUGUUGGCAAAAUUGAAGAGAAACACAAUCUUUAAGUAAUUUAUGAUCACACAAAUGUUAACGUGGGAUUUAAGGGUUGUAGACUCCUAUGGCAUGACAGCCUUGUCUCAGGGCUAGGGUGAUUAGUAUACUAAAACAAUAAUGACACACACCCCCCCCUCCUGAAAACUGUCACUCAAGAUGGUAUUUUCCCGUGAGAGAACCAAUGGAGAUGGUUAACAGAGACCCUGGUAUAGCCCUUAAUUGGAUACACCAUGUAUUGCUUUGGUUGUUCAGAGACUCUUUUUAACUAUACACACCGUGUCGUUUAUCUACCUUGACAAUUCCACUGUUGGUGUCUGAUCAAGGAGAAGUACACUGCUCAAAAAAAUAAAGGGAACACUAAAAUAACAUAUCCUAGAUCUGAAUGAAUGAAAUAUUCUUAUUAAAUACUUUUUUCUUUACGUAGUUGAAUGUGCUGACAACAAAAUCACACAAA
Oncorhynchus gorbuscha (pink salmon) is the source of this 2363-nucleotide messenger RNA. RefSeq names its product mitochondrial ribosomal protein S31 (gene mrps31). The record is from RefSeq and is a predicted model, not a curated record. Gene Ontology annotation, cellular component: mitochondrial small ribosomal subunit. Lineage: Eukaryota; Metazoa; Chordata; Actinopteri; Salmoniformes; Salmonidae. Gene Ontology annotation, molecular function: structural constituent of ribosome. The coding region runs from base 77 to 1882 and encodes 601 amino acids. The transcript is spliced from 6 exons.